Molecule: messenger RNA, 938 nt
Organism: Cotesia glomerata
Lineage: Eukaryota; Metazoa; Arthropoda; Insecta; Hymenoptera; Braconidae
Gene: Prosbeta1
Product: proteasome subunit beta type-6
Exons: 5
Coding region: 112-804 (230 amino acids)
Cellular component (GO): proteasome core complex
Molecular function (GO): threonine-type endopeptidase activity
Source: RefSeq, a predicted model, not a curated record
UACUAAAACCAGUCAGCAUUUUCCAACUCCCAAGUCAAUUUACGAUUGUGUAUUUUAUUAGCGAGAAUUUUGUUGACCGCUAAGUUUAUUUACUUAAAAUAAUUAUAAAAAAUGAAUAUCAUACAGAAUUUUGGUCCAGCUAUGAAUUUUGGAUCCGAUUCAAUGGCUUCAGACUGGAUGAAUGCUGAAGCCAGCACUGGAACCUCAAUUAUGGCGUGUGAAUUUAAUGGUGGAGUUGUGAUUGGUGCUGAUUCACGUGCAACUACUGGAGCAUACAUUAGUAACAGGACAGCCGACAAGUUGACCAAGAUUACUGACAACAUUUACUGCUGUCGUUCUGGUUCAGCUGCAGACACUCAAGCAAUUGCAGAUAUUGUCGCAUAUCACUUAGGUUUUCAUCAAAUGGAAUUAGGAACCCAGCCCAAAGUUGAAACAGCAGCCAAUGUAUUCCGCGAGAUGUGCUACAAUUACCGUGAUUCACUUGUCGCCGGAAUCCUCGUAGCAGGAUACGACUCCCGAAAAGGGGGACAAGUUUACAGCAUCCCAAUCGGAGGAAUGUGUGUCCGACAACCAAUUUCUAUAGGUGGUUCUGGAUCAACUUACGUCUACGGUUAUGUUGAUGCUCACUACAAGCCCGACAUGACCAAGGAUCAAACUGUCGAGCUGAUUACAAACACUCUUGCACUUGCGAUGAGCCGCGACGGAAGCAGUGGUGGUGUCAUUCGUCUUGGAAUAAUAACGGAAGCAGGCGUGGAACGUCGUGUAAUUCUUGGUGACGAAUUACCUAAAUUCUGGGAAGGAUAAAUUUCUGUAAGAAGAAUCAGUUGAUUAUUUUUAAUCUGCAUUUUUCAUACGCUAAUCAUAAUAAAGAUAAAAAACAAAAAUAAAAAAUUCUUCAUACAAGGUUGGUUUAUAAAUAAAACAUAAUUGAUUUAAAC